Messenger RNA from Manihot esculenta (cassava), 1894 nucleotides. Its product is annotated as mitochondrial import inner membrane translocase subunit TIM44-2. Bases 107 to 1717 code for a protein of 536 amino acids. The transcript has 14 exons. Gene Ontology annotation, biological process: protein import into mitochondrial matrix. NCBI's taxonomy places the organism in Eukaryota, Viridiplantae, Streptophyta, Magnoliopsida, Malpighiales, Euphorbiaceae. Gene Ontology annotation, cellular component: mitochondrial inner membrane. The record is from RefSeq and is a predicted model, not a curated record. Gene Ontology annotation, molecular function: protein-folding chaperone binding.
UCUCCUUCCUUCCUUCUCUGGAAAGCAAGUCUCUCAUGUAAAAUGAGCUGUCUCUACUCUCUAUAAUAUAAAAUCCUUCACUUUCCCGGGAAAAAUUCACUGUCUAAUGGCUAGUAGGAGGCUGCUCCGUCACUUGUUCCUCCAUAGGCAGCCCUUUUUUCUUCACCUAACGUCUCAACAGGUUUCAAGCACGAGACUACGGUUUCCGUCGACAAAUGGGUGCUCGGGUUAUCGUCGAUUUGGUGUAUUCAAUCAAUUCUCCAAGCAAGUAAAAGGAGAGGCCAAUAGAAAUCAAGAAUUUCAACAGUCAGUCAAGGAGCUUAAGGAGAAAGCAGAAGAACUGAAGGGGGUGAAAGAUGUCCUGAAAGUUAGAAUUAAGAAGACAACUGAGCAGCUCUACAAGCAUGUGGAUGGUGUUUGGACAGAGGCUGAAGCUACAGCAAAAAAGGUUUCUGCCAAUGUUAAAGAUAAUAUUUCAGCUGCAAAAGAAGAGGUCAGAGAAACUUUUAAAGUUGGAAGGGAAGAGUCUUCUGAGUCAGCUGGCACUUCAGACACAAAUGGUACUGAUGUAGAAGAUGAUAGGAAGGCCUCAUCUGGUGAAGAGAUGGACAAAAAGAGUGGGACUAGAGAAGAUGAAGAAACACUCUUUGGAAAAUUUAAGUCAAGCAUACCUUCCUCAAAGGUAUCUUUGGCCUUCCAGAGAUUAAAGGUAGCAAAGGUCACUAACUUUGUGAAGAAUGGGUAUGAUGUUUUGAAGGAUGAGUUAUACAGUAAUCCUAAUAGGAGAAAACACCUGGAAUAUACCCCCCCUCCUUCCUUCAAAGGUGAAAUGAGCACAAGAACAGACAUUAUUGUUCUACCCGCAAAGCAGUCUCGAUGGAGUAAAAAGUGGGAGACAUUUAGAGAAAAGAUGCAAGGUCAUCCUCUAUUCAAGCGUUUUGCUGGCUUUAGUGAGCCUGUUGUAACAAAGAGUCAAGAGAUUGCACAGGACAUGCAGGAAAGAUGGGAGACCAGUGAUAAUCCUAUUGUUCACAAAAUUCAGGAUGUUAGUGAUACUAUCUUCCAAGAAACAGAUGCCGCUGCUUCAUUCAAGGAAAUAUGUCGUCGAGAUCCAUCGUUCUCAUUGAUGGAUUUUGUGGCUGAAAUUCAGGAAGCUGUUAGACCUGUUCUUAAUGCUUAUAUGAAGAGAGACCUAGAAAAUUUGAAGAAGUACUGCUGCCCUGAAGUCAUUGCUCGGUGUGAGGCAGAGCACAAGGCUUUUCAGAGCCAUGGUAUAUCUUUUGAUAACAAGGUAAGAACUUUGCCUUUGGUGUUUCCAAAGUACACAAAUGUUUUGUUUGUGCAGAGAGACCUAGAAAAUUUGAAGAAGUACUGCUGCCCUGAAGUCAUUGCUCGGUGUGAGGCAGAGCACAAGGCUUUUCAGAGCCAUGGUAUAUCUUUUGAUAACAAGAUUCUACAUGUAUCAGAAGUGGAAGUAAGAGAGACCAAAAUGAUGGGAACCUCCCCAAUAAUUAUUGUAGCAUUCCAAACACAGCAAGUCCACUGUGUAUGUGAUCGAAAUGGUGCAGUAACAGAAGGGGGCAAGGAUACAAUCCACACUGUUUACUAUGCAUGGGCCAUGCAGCAAUUGGAUCCAGAAGAACUUGGAGAAGGUGCUAUCUACCCAAUAUGGAAGCUAAGAGAGAUGCAGCAAGUUGGUCUCCAAGCCCUCAUCUAGGCUUCAUUUUCACAAUUCUACUGAGAUUAUGUACGAUUAGAAAACCCAUUUUUUCUCCAUCAUUGUUGUUGUUCCUUUUGUAGUCUGCUGCUCUGAUUUUGUCGCUCCAGGGACAUCCUUAGUUUAUUUUUCUUGUUAAAUUUAUCGAAUAAAGAAAUUGGGUACUUUGCCUGUUCC